Conger conger (European conger) is the source of this 2165-nucleotide messenger RNA. RefSeq names its product serum/glucocorticoid regulated kinase 2b (gene sgk2b). Gene Ontology annotation, biological process: protein phosphorylation. Lineage: Eukaryota; Metazoa; Chordata; Actinopteri; Anguilliformes; Congridae. Gene Ontology annotation, molecular function: ATP binding; protein serine/threonine kinase activity. The record is from RefSeq and is a predicted model, not a curated record. The transcript has 12 exons. Bases 142 to 1416 code for a protein of 424 amino acids.
CAGCCGAACAGAGGGAACGGCGAGCGGACUUGACUGAGGGCUAAAAUACCGGGCAGUCUGACACAUCACGGGCAGUGUGACCGUCUCUAACUUUUGAUUUUGAUCACCUUCAAGACGCUCUGGGACUUUAUUAUUUUACCAAUGGCUGUGACCGGAGCCGGGUGCGAUUUAACAUAUUCCAAAAUGAGAGGGAUUGUGUCCAUUUUCGCCGCCUUCAUCAAGGAGCGGAAAAUGGGCUUAAACGACUUAAUUCAGAAGAUGGGCUCCAACCCGCAGAUCUGUCAAAACUCAGACGUCCGAGUUUUCUUGAAAAUCGAUGAGAAUCAGAAGAAGGAGGCAGAGGAAGGAACUAAACCUUGUGUAGCGUCUCCCGGGAACUCUCUGGCUAAAGAGACUCAGGUCAAGCCGUCUGACUUUGACUAUCUGAAGAUCAUCGGGAAAGGAAGUUUUGGGAAGGUCCUCCUGGCCAGGCACAAAGACAGUGAGCAGUACUACGCUGUCAAAGUUCUGCAGAAGAAGAUUAUCCUGAAGAAGAAAGAGCAGAAGCACAUCAUGUCGGAGCGCAGUGUGCUCCUGCAGACGCUGCAUCACCCCUUCCUGGUGCGGCUGCACUACUCCUUCCAGACCCCCGACAAGCUCUACUUCGUCCUGGACUACGUCAACGGAGGAGAGCUGUUCUACCACCUGCAGCGUGAGCGUGUGUUCCUGGAGCCGCGAGCGAGAUUCUACACUGCAGAGAUCGCCUCCGCCCUGGGGUACCUGCACUCCCUGCACAUCAUCUACAGAGACCUGAAGCCGGAGAACGUGCUGCUGGACUCGCAGGGCCACAUCGUGCUGACGGACUUCGGCCUGUGCAAGGAGGGCGUGGCCCCCAGCGCCACCACCAGCACCUUCUGCGGCACGCCGGAGUACCUGGCCCCCGAGGUGCUGCGCAAGCAGCCGUACGACCGCACCGUGGACUGGUGGUGCCUGGGCUGCGUCCUGUACGAGAUGCUGUACGGCCUGCCCCCGUUCUACAGCCGGGACGUGGCGGAGAUGUACCGCAGCAUCCUGCAGCGCCCCCUGGAGCUCAAACCGAGCGUCUCCAACGCCGGCCGCGCCCUGCUGGAGGGGCUGCUGCACAAAGACCCCGCGCUCCGGACCGGGGCCCGCCACGACCUCAUGGAGCUCAAGUGCCACGCCUUCUUUUCUCCCAUCAACUGGGACGAUCUGAUGGCCAAAAAGACCACGCCCCCUUUUGUACCGUCCGUGAGCGGCCCUGUGGACCUGCAGCACUUUGACCCUGAGUUCACGCACCUCCCCGUGCCCGGUUCCCUUGGCAACAGCGAGUGCCUGGUGACCAGCAGCCUGCGUGAGGCGGCCAGCGCCUUCCCCGGCUUCUCCUACACGCCUCCCGCCACGCUCGCCUGCCCGUAACCGCGGUGACCAUGCCUUCCUGUAUCCGUGGUUACCAUGCCUACCCACAGCUGUGGUGACCACGCCUUCCUGCAACUGUGGUUACCAUGCCUACCCAUACCCGUGGUGACCACGCCUUCCCGUAACCAUGCCGACCAUGCCUUCCCGUAACCAUGCCGACCGCACCUUCCUGUAGCCUUGUCCUGCUGACCAGUCCUUCCUCUCAGGGCCACUCCUCUGGACUCUGGAUGGCAGAAGGACCUCAGUGCUGCCACCUGCUGGCUGGAGGACAUCAGAACACACGAUAAACUGUUAAAAUGCCAAACGAACCCUCAGUGCAGCUGGGUGCUCUCUGAUUGGUACAGAGAGGCAGGGGGAGGAGCAGUGCCUGUCAGAGGGGGGCGGAGCCUCCAAAACAGCACAAGAGAGGCGGAGUCACUGUGCUCCUGUUACUGAAGACCAAAGUACAUAGUGUUCCGAGAGAGAGUGUGUGUGUGUGUGUGCAUGUGUGUGUAUGUAUGCGUGCGUGAGUGUGUGUGUGUGUGUGUGUGUGUGUGAGUGUUUGUGUGCAUGUGUGUGUGUGUUUUGUGUGUGGAGGGGUGGAGAGGAACUUGAUGCCGUUCUGUUUUAGGGCUGAGAGUUUUCAUGAUUCAUAUUAAUAGAGUGAUGAAUAGGGCACAUGUUGCUGACGGUAGACUGUCCUGCUGGCGGAGAGCAGAUGGAACCUUCCUCCAGCACACUGGCGUGAACACAGUCAUGCUCCCUUACCC